AUGGGUUUCGGCCUGGAGGCGCGCGAUGCAGCGUCCGAUGCAGCGUAUAAAACGAACGUCGAACUAUGGACACUAUACUCGAUUGGCGUCGCUGUGACGAUCCUUAGAACAUAUGCUCGAGUGAAGACUGUAGGCUUGAGGAAUUUGCGGUUGGAUGACUAUCUCAUAUGGGUUGGAAUUAUCUUCUAUACCGCGCAGACAGCGCUCGCAUAUAGUGUUGGCACUUUCGCCGGCGGCCUCGCGAAUAACAGCAUGACGACGGCACAACGAUCUGCACUCUUGGUUACGGAUCCAGAAUACCACUCCAGGGUACUUGGUUCUAAGAUCCAGAUUGCCGGUUGGACGACCUAUGUCGCCUUGAUCAAUUCCCUCAAGCUGUCGAUGUUAGCAUUCUAUCUUCGACUUAUGGAGGGUCUAGGUCGUCGGUAUCAAAUCCCCAUCUAUGUCGGAUUUGGCUUUGUUGCUGCGAGUUUCGUCGCCAGCGUCAUUACGAUAUUUGCAUCGUGCACACCAUUCCACAACAACUGGCAGAUUAGCCCAAACCCAGGCAAUCUCUGCCAACCAGCCAUCGCCAAGCCCGUCAUCGCCGUAACAUUCGCCGCCAACCUCAUCACAGACCCAUACCUGAUCUUCAUCCCGAUCCCCAUGCUCUGGAAAUCCAGUCUGAAAACAAUCAAAAAGAUAGCCACGACCAUCGUCCUCAGCGCCGGUAUCUUCAUUCUCGUCUGCGCCACACUCAAAAGCGUCUUCCUCCUAGUUGAACCCGACGACGGCGCCCAAAUAGCCGACGAAUGGGGCACCCGCGAAACCUUCGUCGCAGUAAUAACCACUAACCUACCCAUGGUCUUCCACAUCCUCCGAAUCUGGCUCACAAAAGCCUUCGGCAGCAAAUUCGGCUCAUCCCACAAAACAAACUACAAAUCUCCAUCAGGCGGAUUUAAAAGCAUCGGCGGCGGGGGAGACUACGCGAGUCGCAAGGGGAGAGGACCCGCGAGCACAGAUCCGAUUACGAUUGGGAUGACGUUCACGGAGAGUGAGGAGCGGAUGAUGGAGGAUGAUAUCAAGAUGAGGAAUAUGAAGACUUAUGCGGCGCCUGUUUCCGAGGGGGAGACACCUUCUACGAGUGCUAUUGUGGUGUCUAAUCAGAUUGAUAUUACACAUGAGACACUUAGUAGUCGGACAAGUGAGCAGGGAGCGACAAAUGCUCGCGAGGUGUGGUGA
This is a messenger RNA of Penicillium angulare, 1221 nucleotides long. RefSeq lists its product as uncharacterized. The transcript is spliced from 5 exons. NCBI's taxonomy places the organism in Eukaryota, Fungi, Ascomycota, Eurotiomycetes, Eurotiales, Aspergillaceae. The coding region runs from base 1 to 1221 and encodes 406 amino acids. The record is from RefSeq and is a predicted model, not a curated record.